CAGUGAUGAGAAAUUUACAUUUUCCACUCUUGCCUCACUCUGAGCCUUCACAGGGCACUCUUGAAGGUCACAGACAUUGUUUGUUCUUGUCUUGGAUUUAUGCCUUGAAAUUUUACAUUUUGUUUCCCAGCUACCACAGGCCUUUUUAGGAGAGUAACCUGGCCGCUGCACUAAAGGAUGCAUGACUUCAGGGGAUAGAAGUUCAGGUAUCACAGAUCACAGUCUGACAUUACACAGCAGCUGAGAUGGAUAACCAAAGAGUAAUCUACUCUGAAAUGAAUCUGGCCCAAAACUCAAAGAGGCAGCAAAGGAAAUCUAAGGACACUAAGAGCUCCAUUUCAGAAACCAAACAGGAAAUAACCUAUGCGGAAUUAAACCUUCAAAAUGCUGCUCAGGAUCUUCAAGGAGAUGACAGAUCUUAUCACUGCAAAGAUUUGCUGUUACCUCCAGAGAAGCUCAUUGCUGGGAUCCUGGGAAUCAUCUGUCUUGUCUUAAUAAUGUCCACUGUGGUAACAAGUCUGGUCUAUCCCUCUACAGAAACAAAGAAGCAGAACAAUACUCUCCAGACUGUAAGAACUCCGAAAGCAUAUCAUUGUGGCCGUUGUCCAGAGGAGUGGUUCACAUAUUCCAGCAACUGUUAUUCCAUCAGUAAGGAAUUCAAAACUUGGGAUGAGAGUGUGACGGCCUGUGCUUCAAACAACUCUAAUCUGCUUUACAUAGAUAAUGCAGAAGAAAUAAUUUUUCUGGGCUCCCUGCUACGUCAGUCAUGGAUUGGAGUUUUUCGUAACAGCAGUCAUCACCCAUGGGUGUCAAUAAAUGGCUCAACUUUCAAACUUCAAAUAGUAGAAACAGCAACUGGUAAACGUAACUGUGCUAUUCUACACUCAGAUGGACUUCAAUCAGAUGGAUGCGAAUCUUUGAAAAGAUACCAUUGUAAGCACAAGCUUUAGAAGUAAAGUGUCUGACUUUGGAGUUGGCCAUGUAAUUUUAUAUUUUGUGCAAUGGAAAUAAUAUUAUGAUUGCAUAAGUCAAAAUAACUGGUUUUUGUUUUAAUAAUGAAAAGAUUUCCAAAAAUAACAUUUGUAGUAUAAUACACAAACCAGAAAGAACAGGAUUUCAUUGCUUUUGUGUCUGGCUCUUUUUGGUCAUCAUUGCGUUUGUGGCAUUUAACCUUUCUAAAAGUUGCAUGCUAUGUCAAGCUGCUUAUAUGAAAUGUCAAGAAUAAGCGAACCCUUAGAGAUGCAAUGUGGAAGAGUGGUUGUCAAAGGCUAAGGAGUUUUUAGAAUGAGAAAUUGCCACAAAUUGCUACAUUUUUUGUUUUUGGAGUCAUGAAAAUUUGCUGAAUUUUGGAAGUGGUUUUUGUUGUAACUCUGUAAAUAUGUGAAUAUUUCCUGAUUUAUACACUUUAAAUGAAUGAAAUUUAUCCUAUCUACAUGACAUCUCAAUAAAAAAUAUCUGAAAACAACUUUCCUCUAAUUAUAUUUGGAAUGGUAUUAAUCUCUAAAGUCGUUUUUAAAGAU
Microcebus murinus (gray mouse lemur) is the source of this 1520-nucleotide messenger RNA. RefSeq names its product NKG2-A/NKG2-B type II integral membrane protein-like. NCBI's taxonomy places the organism in Eukaryota, Metazoa, Chordata, Mammalia, Primates, Cheirogaleidae. The record is from RefSeq and is a predicted model, not a curated record. Gene Ontology annotation, biological process: stimulatory C-type lectin receptor signaling pathway; positive regulation of natural killer cell mediated cytotoxicity.